UGUUUAAGCGAAAUUUAUUGUUCUAACCUCUUAAAGGGAGAGUUCUGUAUGCGAGAAAGUGUUUGGAAUAACAGGUGCUUAGUUUGUUGUGAAAAAUGGAUAAUUAUAGUUAUUGGAACUAUUGGAAGCGGCCCAUGAAACUUCAUGAACUCAUGGCAGAAAUUGAAAACAUUGAUGACGAUGAGUUCAUUCCUGAUACUAUUGCCGUUCUACCGCCAGUUAACGCAAAUGAAUAUAACACUGAUGAGGAUUCCGGCGACGAAAAUGAAGUGGAUAUAAACAACCUCCCUGGAAGUCAGCUGAUGACUGAAGUUGAGGUUGUAUUUGAAAACAAGGGAUCAAACCAAACUACAGUUGAGAGUGAUUUUGAUAGCGACGAUGACCUACCUUUGUCUACCUUUCUUACGAAAAAACGACCAAAAUUAUCAAAACCAAGUUACUCUUGGAAAAAAGGUGACAUCAACCAAGAUUUUCCAGAAUGGGUAAACGCAAGUGGUCAAAAAAAUUCUUUAUCUCCUUUAGAACUAUUUUUUCAGUUUAUAGAUGACGAAAUUAUUGACCUGGUUGUGAAAUAUUCCAAUAUGCUAUUCAGCAUAAUCGCCGAGGGUCUAGUGUUGUACUUCAGUUUGCUGAUAUUAUUCAGUCUCAAUGUGAAAAAGCUCCUUUCCAUAUCUUUUGUGACAAUUUUUGUUACGUCAUUACCUCUGUUGGCUGAGCUGUCCUCCAGGGGGCUCAAAUGCACAGGAACUCUGCGAGAAAACAGACUAUCAGAUUGCCCUCUUGAAAAAUCCAGUAUGUUCAAGAAAAAAUCCCGUUUUAGUUUUGAUUAUCUUUUGGAGGAGAACCAAAAUAAUAUUGUAUGUAAAUGGAAUGACAAUAGUGUUGUUACAAUCGCCUCAAAUGUAACAUCUCCUUUUCCGACACAGCAAGUUAAACGCUUCUCUCAGAAAGAAAAGAAAAUGAUACAUGUUGAGCAAUCCAUGUUUGAUCAAACAAUGCAACGAAAACAUGGGCGGUGUUGA
Acanthoscelides obtectus is the source of this 1022-nucleotide messenger RNA. The record is from the annotation of a GenBank genome assembly. Lineage: Eukaryota; Metazoa; Arthropoda; Insecta; Coleoptera; Chrysomelidae.